This is a messenger RNA of Epithele typhae, 1053 nucleotides long. RefSeq names its product putative isomerase YbhE. Bases 1 to 1053 code for a protein of 350 amino acids. The transcript has 5 exons. Gene Ontology annotation, molecular function: 6-phosphogluconolactonase activity; protein binding. The record is from RefSeq and is a predicted model, not a curated record. Lineage: Eukaryota; Fungi; Basidiomycota; Agaricomycetes; Polyporales; Epitheliaceae.
AUGGUCAACUUCGCCAUCCUCGCCGGGGGCUACACCUCCUUCGUCGUCUCGUACCUCUUCAACUCGCACACCAACACCCUCUCCAUUCUCAACCAGUCUCCGACGGGGGCGAACCCCUCGUGGAUCGCUCUCCACCCCACGAACAAGAGCGUGCUCUAUGCCGUGAACGAAGGCACCCAAGGAGCACUCCAGUCGUUCCUUAUUGGAGCGAACGGUCAGCUGUCCAGCGCCAUCGACACCAUCAGCUCGGACGGCGAUAGCCCCGCCUUCACGACGCCGCUCUCGACGGGCCAGGUUGCCAUUAUGAACUACAACUCGGGCAAUGGGGAAAUCAUUCCAACGGUGAAGGGGAACCCGCUGGAGUUUUCUAGCGACUUCACGCCCAUCAAGUUCAAUGCACCUGUCUCGCAUCCUCACAUGGCCUACGAGUACGGCUCGGAGGUCUUCAUCCCGGACUUGGGUGCCGACAAGGUCUGGCGUCUCACCGAAAAGGGCUCUCCGGGCAAUUGGGUCGUCCAUGGCCAGAUCGACCAGCCCACCGGGAGUGGCCCUCGUCACAUUGCCAUCCGGGGCAACACGCUCUACACCCUCCACGAGCUCGCGAGCACCCUCACGCAGCAGACAAUCCCGCCCGCGCCGAAUGGCACCGUCGCGGCCACCGUCGCGAGUUUCAACAUCACCCCGCCCGGGCUGCCCGCCGGCGCCGCGAUGGCCGCCGCGGAGAUCCUCGUCACCGAGACGUCGCCCUCGUUCCCGGAGCCGUUCAUCUACGUCUCGAACCGGAACACGGGCGUGCAGGACCCGCGCGGGGACGCGAUCGCGAUCUUCCGGGUCGAGCCCGCGCUCGAGCUCCUCGGCUGGGUGUUCACCGGGCUCGACCAGAUCCGCGGGAUGCAGCUCGGCGGGCCGGAGAAGGAGUUCUUGAUCGCGAGCGGUGUGGCCGGGGACGGGGGCACGGUGGUGUUGAAGCGCACGGAUGGGGGCAAGAACAUGACGCUGCUCGUGCGCAACACGGAGAUCCCGACGCGGACGAGCUUUGUGUGGCUGAACUGA